Anopheles cruzii is the source of this 585-nucleotide messenger RNA. RefSeq lists its product as uncharacterized. The transcript is spliced from 2 exons. The record is from RefSeq and is a predicted model, not a curated record. Bases 1 to 585 code for a protein of 194 amino acids. Lineage: Eukaryota; Metazoa; Arthropoda; Insecta; Diptera; Culicidae.
AUGUUAACGAAGAAAGAGAAACUUCUCAUCCGUCCGUGGCAAAUGCAACGAUACAUCAACCACCGCAUCAAGGUGGUAACGGCCGUGCCGGCCAUCGAUUUCCAUCCUCCGCCCGAACGGGUGCACAUUACCCAGAAGCUGAAGAAGCAGCAGAAAGAGCUAGAACGACAGGAGAAGAUCGAACAGGAGAACAUCCGGUUGCUGCAGCGACUCGGGGCCAUCAUGAGCAAGAAGCGACUGGACAACAUUUGGACCUACACCCGACCGAAUUUCCUUAGCCGUGAAUACAUCUAUCCGGUGCGCCCAAAGACCACUCCGGAGUCGUCCGGGCGACGAGGUUCCUCGGCGCAACCGACGACGGGUGGUAGCUACUCCGAUACGACCGUGUCACCGUUGUUGGCCAAGAGUACGCGGUCGAUUCGCUGCAGUGCGUGCAACACACCACGCCGAUUGGCCACCCAACUCAAUCGGGUAGCACCGGAAGGCCGCAUACCGUGGGCACCGCAGCGAAAGACCACCAACCGUAAGCUGCUGCAAGAGGCCGAAACGGAGCAGCACGUUUGCUGUCGGUUCUGUUGCUGCUGA